AUGGUUGCCCUCAAUGAGCAAAGCCUGAGAACUUUCUGGAAAACCCAUCUGUAUGUCACGAGCGGAGUGGACUCUGCUGCCUCCCCAAGGGUGCCAGCCUCCAUUGAGAUGAAAUUCUCUAAGAGCUUGGCCGGUGUGCGGGAGGCCCGACCCCCACACCCAGAAUGCACAGCUGCUGACUGGGUGGCUUCUGAACAGCCUGCUGUUCCCUGGGGUUCUUCAAACCUGAUACCUUUCUCCCAAAAUACCCCUAAGGGGACCUGUGCAAAGUCAGUGAAGAUUGCCAUUGACACAGGAUACCGGCACAUUGAUGGGGCCUACAUCUACCAAAAUGAGCAUGAAGUGGGGGAGGCCAUCAGGGAGAAGAUAGCCAAAGGAAAGGUGCGGAGGGAGGAUAUUUUCUACUGUGGAAAGGGAGCCCAGACCCGGCCCGCCGCUGCCGCGACCCCGCCGCGACCCCCACAGCUGCCGGCAGCCCUCAGCGCGGUGGGCGCGGUGGGCCCGGCGGUGGCCGCGCAGAUGAGCGACGCGGUGGCGGAGAAGGUGCUCCUCCGGCGGGAGGAGUCAGGAUGGAAGAUUUGCCGGGAAGGCAAUGGAGUUUCAGUUUCCCGGAGGCCAUCUGUGGAGUUUCCAGGGAACCUGUGCCGGGGAGAAGGCAUUGUGAACUCGACACCAGACAGAGUGUGGGGCUGCAUGAAGCCGCUUGCUGGGACCCUGCGAGACAAGUGGGAUGAGAAUGUGAGCAGCUUUGAAAUUAUCGAAAGCAUCACUGAUAUGCUGUGCGUGAGCAGAACCGCCACCCCCUCGGCUGCCACGAAGCUCAUUUCCCCCAGGGACUUUGUGGACUUGGUGCUAGUCAAGAAGUGUGAGGACGGGAUGCUCAGUUCCAAUGCUGUCCACGUAGAACACCUGUUAUGUCCUCUGAAGCCAGGUUACGUGAGAGGGUUUAACCACCCUUGUGGGUGCUUCUGUGAGCCUCUGCCAGGGGAGCCCAACAAGACCAAGCUGGUCACGUUCUUCCAGACUGACCUCAGUGGCUCUCCGCCGAGUGUGGUGGACUCCUUCUUCCCCCGCAGCAUGGCCGGUCUCUACACCAACCUGGAGAAAGCAGUGAAGAGGCUUUAUGACUGAUGGCCUCACCUGCUGGCUGAGAACUCCAGAGACUCCCCACAGAGCUCCUCUUGUUCGGGUCCUGGAGGGCUCAAGGGCCAGUGUUCACCCUUCAGAACCCUCUUGGGAGCAGCUCAUCUCCAAGAAGCCAGCCAGAGUGGCCUCUGCCACCCUGCUCCUCCUCCAACUCGGGGCUGGUUUGGGGGUACUGCUCCAGGGCCCUGUUUGCUGGCUGUCACACCCCAACUUGGGCCAGCAGACACCAGCGGAUGAGCCUCUUUGUGCGAAGUCCCUGCCAGAGACUACCUGCCACUGCUCCCCCACCCCCACCCCCGCCCUCCUUUGUCAGAGUGAUCCUGGAGACCCGGAUCGAGUCCCACGUUGGGCUCCUGGUGCAUGGAGCCUGCUUCUCCUUCUGCCUGUGUC
This is a messenger RNA of Canis lupus familiaris (dog), 1536 nucleotides long. RefSeq names its product stAR-related lipid transfer protein 5-like. Gene Ontology annotation, molecular function: lipid binding; oxidoreductase activity. The record is from RefSeq and is a predicted model, not a curated record. Lineage: Eukaryota; Metazoa; Chordata; Mammalia; Carnivora; Canidae.